GGAAAAACCUUCUCUCACAGCUCAGCCCUUUCUGUACAUCAGAGAAUCCACACAGGGGACAGGCCCUAUGAAUGCCGUGAGUGUGGGAAAACCUUCAAUCGCAGUUCGCACCUUAUUAGUCAUCAAACAAUCCACAGAGGAGAGAGGCCCUAUGAAUGCCGUGAGUGUGGGAAAUGCUUCACUAGCAGCUCAAACCUUUCUCAACAUCAGAGAAUCCACACAGGGGAGAGGCCCUUUGAAUGCCGUGAGUGUGGGAAACGCUUCACUAGCAGCUCAAACCUUUCUCAACAUCAGAGAAUCCACACAGGGGAGAGGCCCUUUGAAUGCAGUGAGUGUGGGAAAAGCUUCACUAGCAGCUCAGACCUUUCUAAACAUCAGAGAAUCCACACAGGGGAAAGGCCCUAUGAAUGCCGUGAGUGUAGGAAAACCUUCAAUCGCAUUUCACACCUUAUUAGGCAUCAAACAAUCCACAGAGGAGAGAAGCCCUAUGAAUGCCGUGAGUGUCGGAAAUGCUUCACUAGCAGCUCGGCCCUUUCUGUUCAUCAGAGAAUCCACACAGGGGAAAGGCCCUUUGAAUGCCGUGAGUGUAGGAAACGCUUCACUAGCAGCUCAAACCUUUCUCAACAUCAGAGAAUCCACACAGGGGAGAGGCACUUUGAAUGCAGUGAGUGUGGGAAACACUUCACUAGCAGAUCAGACCUUUCUCAACAUCAGAGAAACCACACAGGGGAGAGGACCUUUGAAUGCCGUGAGUGUGGGAAAUGCUUCACUAGCAGCUCAAACCUUUCUCAACAUCAGAGAAUCCACACGGGGGAGAGGCCCUUUGAAUGCCGUGAGUGUGGGAAAAGCUUCACUCAAAGAUCAGUCCUUUCUAGACAUCAGAGAAUCCACACAGGGGACAGGCCCUAUGAAUGCACUGAGUGCGGGAAAACCUUCAAUCGCAGUUCGCACCUUAUUAGGCAUCAAACA
Molecule: messenger RNA, 969 nt
Organism: Mauremys reevesii (Reeves's turtle)
Lineage: Eukaryota; Metazoa; Chordata; Testudines; Geoemydidae
Product: zinc finger protein 345-like
Exons: 1
Source: RefSeq, a predicted model, not a curated record